GUGAUGGUGAGCAACGGUUUGGUGGUUGUUGGGGUACCCACCCAAGUACAGCAGGUAAUGCGACAGACAUAGAAUCGCCUGACAAUGCCUUCAAGAUGUGUGGUGCCAACUUGUCAGUCCUGGUAUGCCAUUGGUGGCAGACACAAGACGAAAAGACCACGGAAUACACACUGUUUUAGAUUCCCAAAGGAUCCAGCUGUUCGUAGCAAGUGGAUUGAAAAUUGUCGACCAACAGCCCCAUUUGAAGCCGACCUAUACGGGAUAUGUUCGAGUCAUUUUUCUCAGGCAGACUAUGAUCCAUCUUACCUCGUCAAAAGAACACUCAUGCCUGACGUCAAACCGCGUCUCAAAGAGGGCGCUAUACCUUCAUUAUAUCUUCCAUCUUCCCCCCAAAGCCCAGCUCGCCCGCGAAGAGCAGGAAGCCCGAAGGGAAGGAGUAGGAUGGACAAUGAAACCAGUAAGCCAUCUCGUGACAGCCGUCGAUCCGCGGCGUCUACCACCAGGGCCAGUCGUAUCUCCUUACACCAAAAUAAACGUCCUGUUCCCAGAGAAGAACAGAAGAGGAGAAGUAAACGAAACGUAAACGUAUCACCCAUCAAGGCCGCUCAGCCUGGUCGGAAGAAGGCGAAAUCCACCACGAGUUAUAAGCCCCGUACCUCAAGAGGCAAGAAGAGCUCUGACAAUAUCGUCUCAAAAUCAGACAAGGAGCAUCCACCCAAACAGAGCGUUGAAGCAGGCACUGUGACUGCGAAGGGGUCGCCUGCUGAAGCCAAUCACGUGCCUCAGAAACCUGCGAAUAAUUUGGAGACGGUCCCCGUGGCGCAGGACCAUUCGGACGCGGGAAGCCUGCAUUCUGAUGGCGCGCAUGACCAUCCCGAGCACGGCGAAGCUGACCAAGACGCGACUGAAGACAGGAUUCCGUAUCCGGUAGACGUGCCGAUGGAGACUCUGGAUGACCACAUAAACGUUUUGAAUGACGUGGUGCGCCCUUUUGGCAGUAAAGUGAAACACGUUGACCCGUCGGCGCAGGGCACAGUCCCGUAUGCGCCUGGCGGGCCCAUGAAAACCCUGGAUCAUCUCGACGCUGCGAGCGGCGGAAUGCGUUCAGCUACAAAUGCAAUGAAAGCUGAAGACUCCUUUGUCAACCGGAUGAAGGAGAUAUUUCAAAAGAAAACUAAAAUCCGGCGGCUUGAAGAGAAAUGCAAGCGCCUGCUAGGCGACGUUUCCGCCAGGCGUGUGGACCCCCGGGCUGUGAGCGUCGAUGCCGACACCUAUGUGGUUUGCGAGAGGGAUGGCACGGCUGUCAGCGGCGAGCCUGUGAGCGUACAGGCUUCCACAGAGGCGGGGGAUGAGCCUCUGGUGGUGCUAAGGGAGCAGGCGCCGCCUCUUAGCUUCGUUGCUAAACUGAGAGAGCAUGAGCUGUCCGACGAGAUGACCACGUUUUCACCGUCGGACUUGCAAGAGGCGCUUUCCGUGAACCAGCGUCUAAAAAUUCAGAACCUCUCCAUGCAGGCGGCAUUCCUCAGUUGGGUAAUCAAGAACAAACGGCUGGGGGACAUGAAGGUAAGGCUGGCACAGGAGCGAUAUCGGCGGAAAAGCGCAAAGGUGGUGACACGGAAACGAUUGAAGGAGCUGCUGCGGCUUGAAAAGUCCGUCAAGUCGAUGUUUACUGAAGCGCAGGUAAGGGCCAUCACCAGGGACUUCUCUGUCAGCCUCCAUGAGAAGAAGAAGGUCGUUCAGUGGGGAGAAGAGGACGUGAUCCGGACGCUAGAGCUGCGUGCCAUCAGCUCGGACGAAGUGCUGAAUCACGUGAAGCGAAACAUGAAGAUACCUCUGCCGAGUAUGCUGACUGUGAAGCAGCGAUGUCAGAAGUCCCCAAAACUGAACGAAAUGUACAGGGCAAUCACGACCAAAAGGAACGCCGAGCCGCACUGUGGGAUGUGCCAGCGCGCGCUGAGCACCAUCGAUGACGUGGCCGAGGCCACUGUGGGACGACCCAGCGACCUGGCUACCAGCCCUGCAGAACGCGCUGCCGCCCUCGGAGCGCCGCCACGCAGCAGCUCAGCUCACGCGGCGAAAAGGAAGCGAGGGAGAGGGGCGUCGGUGUCGGGAAGGUUCGCCUCGCCGCGGAAACAAACCUACGAAGCCGAUUCCGAGGACAGCGACUCAUCGGACUCGAUUGCCAGUGGCUCAUCCGGGCGUUCGGAAGCAGAAACGCUCGAAUUCCGUGCACAUGCGAAAAAAUGGCCACCAAAGAAAACAAGCAUCCCACCCCCAGCCCGUGUUCUCGAGCAGCCAAGAAAGUCGUGGUAUUUUUGAGGAUAUGUUCAGCUUGUCUUCACGUAUCAUUGGGGAAGGUCGUGGUGUUGCUUCUUCAACAAUGCACUUCAUUGCUCUGUGAAGAGCGUGCGGCAUGUGAGGGACGACUCAUUUGUCAUGGACGGUGAAAACACCGUCGGGAAGCUCUGGUCACGAUUGGAUGGGGUGAUGCGUUGCUAAUAAAUACAUGUGUCGUUCAGU
Messenger RNA from Pollicipes pollicipes, 2520 nucleotides. RefSeq lists its product as uncharacterized. The record is from RefSeq and is a predicted model, not a curated record. The transcript is spliced from 5 exons. Gene Ontology annotation, molecular function: sequence-specific DNA binding. NCBI's taxonomy places the organism in Eukaryota, Metazoa, Arthropoda, Thecostraca, Pollicipedomorpha, Pollicipedidae. The coding region runs from base 85 to 2319 and encodes 744 amino acids.